ACAAUAUUGAACUCUACAAAACUAUUGGAAACCCCAAAGACUUCGACCUGAUAGGAACUACAUGUUCAAUAUUAUCUGAAAGUAAUAUCCACUAAUUUCAUCCUUGUAUCAUAAUCCUUUCUUUAGAAUACAUUUUUAUUCGAAACAUUUCUCUUUUACGAAACAAUGAGCUCCCAUCCAACACCAACCUCACCACAAAACUCCACCAAGAGAAUUAGUUUCAUUGACAAUGCCCCUUCUACACCAACCAGAAAAGGCUCAAAAUCCAUCGAUUCUCCCCUCAACAAUAUAGUUGCCUCGAGAUCAAGAGCAAAAUCUUCACCAAUUCCACCUCAAAAUCUAACUCCAACGAUUAAAACUCCAAGUUCUAAUAGAAUGACAUCUCCAAUUUCUAAGGGACCUCUUGAUUUUUCAUCUGGGUUGACCAGUCCAAGUUCACCUUCUAAUGCUAGUGGUGGUGGUCAAUCCAUUUCAAAUACUAGAAGAUUAUCAAUUUCAACAGGGGUGGUCAACUCGCCAAAUCAACAAAAGAAAGAGGGACGUAGAGAAAGACUUUCAAUGGUUUUCAGACUUUUCGAUAAAGAUGGCGAUGACAAACUAAACCCAGAAGAAAUGAACGAUUUCCUAACAAGUGUAUAUAAUGGUCCAGAGAGUAAGGAAUUUCUCUCACUCAUUAAGAAUUCUCAUAAGGAAGGUGUAACUUUUGAUGAAUUUGUUAAAUUAUGUCGAGAUGAUGCAGCAGCAGCUUCCAACAAGAGAGAAUCAAAAUCACCUAUGAAAGGACGUGGUAGAAGUCAAUCAAUGGCUAUUUCUGCAUAUAAACAUUCACCACUGUCAGAGAUUGAUGAUGACGAUGGAUUUACAGAUGAAGAUUUGAGGGCUGUCUUUUCUGAGAUUCUUGAUGUUAAUGAAGAUGGUGUUGUUUCAAUGAGUGAAUUCAAGAAGGUUAUUUCAAAUUUGGGAAUUCAACAAACAUUCUCUGAUGAAGAAUUGAGUAUUUUGUUUGAGGGCUCAAAAACUUUGAGUUUCGACCAGUUUAGAAAAUUGGUCAUGUAAAUUAUUUCAACAAUUCUAAUUGUAACUUUAAAUAACAACAAUAAAUUUGAAAAUUAAUCUAAU
This is a messenger RNA of Naegleria gruberi, 1119 nucleotides long. RefSeq names its product EF-hand domain-containing protein. The transcript has a single exon. The coding region runs from base 166 to 1056 and encodes 296 amino acids. Gene Ontology annotation, molecular function: calcium ion binding. Lineage: Eukaryota; Heterolobosea; Eutetramitea; Acrasida; Naegleriidae. The record is from RefSeq and is a predicted model, not a curated record.